AGGGCGGGCCGGGCACCCGCAGGGGAAGCCUGCAACGCAUGCGCGAGCCGGCCGGCGCGCCCCCUGCAGGAGCCCGAGUGGACGCGUCCUCCAGCUGCCUCGGGUCGCCGGCGCCCCCUCCCCGCUGCGGCGGCCUAGCAGCUGUCAGCAGUGGUCGCCGCAGCCGCCGCGAGGCCAGAGCAGGGCCGGAAGCCGAGGGAGGGGACCCCGCGAGAGGGCAGCGCGCCGGCCAUCGCCGCCCGGGUGCUGAGGGUCGGUGCCAGAGAGUCAUGCCAGCGAGCCCCGGGCCCAUCCUGACCUCCUGGGAGGCGUCAGCACUCCAGAGCUCCAAGGUCACCCCGCCACACUUCAGAGGCCUGCCUGCCCCACCCCAGAGCCCUCUGUGCAGGGCCGCCUCCCCCCAGCCAGACCUGCUGUAGCCCCAGAGGACGGCCACCGCCAGAAGCCUCUCCCAGGACUCAGACUUUUCCAGAAAAGGAAGUCAUCAACCCCUGUGACCAGAAGACCUCUUUGGACUGUGACCUUUUGACAUCCCCUCGUGGUAGAAGAAGAAAGUUCAUCUUGACCAAGCCAGACACCCAUCAGCCCACUGUGGGGAUGACCAGCCCUGGCUGGACACACUGCUUUCCCCUCAGAGCCUAAACCACUCUUGAAACUGUUCAUGGACCACAGACCUUCGUGGGUCUGAGAGCCGUGAAGGGCUCCUCUCCGCUCCGCCCGCAUCCUUGGCACACGGACGGUGACCAGGAGUUGGCCCGGGGCUCCCCUCCUCUGCCGCCCACACGGCCCGCCUUCGGCCCAAGCCUCGGCCCUCGUGCCCACAGCUUCCGGAACGUGGCGCUUCUAAUCGUGGGCGUCCCGGGGUCUUCCUGAGCUGACCCGGAUCCCCCUUCUCUGCAGCCGCGGCCACACUGCGAGCGUAAGCCCUGUGCUGACCAUACCUUUCCCGAAGAACCGAAGUCGGCUUCCCAGCAGAGGACGCUCUUGGCGCACGUGCCAGCGACACCCCAACUUCUUGUCUCUGGUCUGUGACCAGCAUUCCUUCGGUGAGGAUGGCGGUGCUCAGGCAGCUGGGGCUCCUGCUCUGGAAGAACUACACGGUGCAGAGGCGGAAGGUCCUGGUGACGACCCUGGAGCUGCUCCUGCCCUUGCUCUUCUCCGGGAUCCUGAUCUGGCUUCGCCUGAAGAUCCAGUCCGAGAACGUGCCCAACGCCACCACCUACCCCGACCAGUCCAUCCGGGAGCUCCCACUCUUCUUCAGCUUCCCGCCCCCGGGAGACGCCUGGGAGCUGGUCUACAUCCCGUCCCAGAGCGAGGCUGUGAGGACCGUCGUGGAGACAGCCAGGAGGGCGCUGGUGAUCAACAUGAGAGUGCACGGCUUCCCCUCUGAGAAGGACUUUGAGGACUACGUGAGGUAUGACAACCACUCCACCAACGUGCUGGCCGCCGUGGUGUUUGAGCACGCCUUCAACCACAGCCGGGACCCCCUGCCGCUGGCGGUAAAAUAUCACUUACGCUUCAGUUACACUCGAAGAAAUUACAUGUGGACCCAGAGCGGCUCCAUUUUCCUGAAGGAGACGGAGGGCUGGCACACCACCUCCCUCUUCCCACUUUUCCCAAGCCCAGGACCCAGGGAACCCACGUCUGCGGAUGGAGGAGAGCCUGGGUACAUCCGGGAGGGCUUCCUGGCCGUGCAGCACGCCUUGGACAGGGCCAUCAUGCAGUACCACGCAAAUGCCUCCACUCGCCAGCUGUUCGAGAAGCUCACUGUGGUCGCGAAGAGGUUCCCCUACCCGCCUUUCAUCUCGGACCCCUUCCUCGUUGCCAUCCAGUACCAGCUUCCCCUGCUGCUCAUGCUGAGCUGCACCUACACCUCGCUCACCAUCAUCCGGGCUGUCGUGCAGGAGAAGGAGAGGAGACUGAAGGAGUACAUGCGCAUGACGGGGCUCAGCGGCUGGCUGCACUGGACCGCCUGGUUCAUCCUCUUCGCCCUCUGCCUCCUCGUCGCCGUCUCCUUCAUGACCCUGCUCUUCUGCGUCAAGGUGAAGAAGGACGUGGCGGUGCUGGCGCACAGCGACCCCUCACUGGUGCUGGUCUUCCUGGUCUGCUUCGCCGUCUCCUCCAUCUCCUUCAGCUUCAUGGUCAGCACCUUCUUCAGCAAAGCCAACAUGGCCGCGGCCGUCGGGGGCUUCCUCUACUUCUUCACCUACACCCCAUACUUCUUCGUCGCACCGCGGUACAACUGGAUGACGCAGAGCCAGAAGCUCACCUCCUGCCUCCUGUCCAAUGUUGCCAUGGCGAUGGGAGCCCAGCUCAUCGGGAAAUUCGAAGCAAAAGGUGCAGGCAUCCAGUGGCAAGACCUCCUGAGUCCCGUCAACGUGGAUGACGCCUUCUGCUUUGGGCACGUGCUGGGCAUGCUGCUGCUGGACUCCGUGCUCUAUGGCCUGGUGGCCUGGUACGUGGAGGCUGUGCUCCCGGGGCAGUUCGGCGUGCCCCAGCCCUGGUACUUCUUCCUCACGCCCUCCUACUGGUGCGGGCAGCCCAGGAUGGUCUCAGGGAAGGAGGAGGACGACGACCCCGAGAAGGCGCUCAGAACAGAGUACUUCGAGGCCGAGCCCGAGGACCUGGUGGCCGGGAUCAAGAUCAAGCACGUGUCCAAGGUGUUCAGAGUGGGGAACAAGGGCAAGGCCGCCGUCAGAGACCUGAGCCUGAACCUGUACGAGGGGCAGAUCACGGUCCUGCUGGGCCACAAUGGCGCGGGCAAGACCACCACGCUCUCCAUGCUCACCGGUCUCUUUCCCCCGACCAGCGGACGGGCGUAUGUCAGUGGAUACGACAUCUCCAAAGACAUGGCCCAGAUCCGGAAGAGCCUGGGCCUGUGCCCGCAGCACGACAUCUUGUUUGACAACCUGACAGUCGCCGAGCACCUGUAUUUCUAUGCUCAGCUGAAAGGCUUGUCCCGCCAGAAGUGCCCUGAGGAGGUCAAACGCGUGCUGCACGUCCUCGGCCUGGAGGACAAGCGGGACUCUCGGAGCAGGUUCCUGAGCGGAGGCAUGAGGCGCAAGCUCUCCAUCGGCAUCGCCCUCAUCGCGGGCUCCAAGGUGCUGAUGCUGGACGAGCCCACCUCCGGCAUGGACGCCAUCUCCAGGAGGGCCAUCUGGGACCUUCUUCAGCAGCACAAAAGUGACCGCACCAUCCUGCUGACCACGCACUUCAUGGACGAGGCCGACCUGCUGGGAGACCGCAUCGCCAUCAUGGCCAAGGGGGAGCUGCAGUGCUGUGGGUCAUCGCUGUUCCUCAAACAGAAAUACGGCGCAGGCUACCACAUGACGCUGGUGAAGGAGCCUCACUGCAACCCCGAGGCCAUCUCCCGGCUGGUGCACCAGCACGUCCCCAACGCCACGCUGGAGAGCAGUGCCGGAGCAGAGCUGUCCUUCAUUCUUCCCAAGGAGAGCACGCACAGGUUUGAAAGUCUUUUUGCCAAACUGGAGAAGAGGCAGAAGGAACUGGGCAUCGCCAGCUUCGGGGCCUCUGUCACCACCAUGGAGGAAGUCUUUCUCCGGGUCGGGAAGCUGGUGGACACGAGCAUGGACAUCCAGGCCAUCCAGCUCCCUGCCCUGCAGUACCAGCACGAGAGGCGGGCGAGCGACUGGGCCGUGGACAGCCACCUGUGCGGGAUGAUGGACCCGACCGACGGCAUCAGCGCCCUGAUCGAGGAGGAGUGCACGGCGGUCAGGCUCAACAGCGGGCCUCCUCUCCACUGCCAGCAGUUCUGGGCCAUGUUCCUGAAGAAGGCCGCAUACAGCUGGCGGGAGUGGAAGAUGGUGGCAGCCCAGGUCCUGGUCCCUCUGGCGUGCCUCACCCUGGCCCUCCUGGCCACCAACUACUCCUCCGAGACCUUCGACGAGCCCAUGCUGAAGCUGACCCUGGGCGAGUACGGCAGAACCGUGGUGCCCUUCUCAGUGCCUGGGGCCUCUCGGCUGGGUCAGCAGCUGUCAGAGCAGUUGAAGGACAUGCUGCAGGCCGAGGGCCAGGAGCCUCGGGAGGUGCUGGGUGACCUGGAGGAGUUCCUGAUUUUCAGGGCCUCGGUGGAAGGGGGCGGCUUCAACGAGCAGUGCCUGGUGGCGGCGUCCUUCAGAGAUGUGGGCGAGCGCACGGUCGUCACCGCGCUCUUCAACAACCAGGCCUACCACUCCCCGGCCACCGCGCUGGCCAUCGUGGACAACCUCCUGUUCCAGCUGCUGUGCGGCCCUCGGGCCUCCAUCACGGCGUCCAACUACCCCCAGCCCCGGAGCGCCCUGCAGGCUGCCAAGGACCAGUUCAAUGAGGGCCGAAAGGGAUUCAACAUCGCCCUCAACUUGCUCUUCGCCAUGGCGUUCCUGGCCAGCACGUUUUCCAUCCUGGCGGUCAGCGAGAGGGCUGUCCAGGCCAAGCACGUCCAGUUUGUGAGCGGCGUCCAUGUGGCUACGUUCUGGCUCUCCGCGCUGCUGUGGGACCUCCUGUCCUUCCUCAUCCCCGCCCUGCUGCUGCUGGUGGUGUUCAAGGCCUUCGACGUGCACGCCUUCACGCGGGACGGCCACCUGGCUGACGCCCUGCUGCUGCUCAUGCUCUACGGCUGGGCCAUCAUCCCGCUCAUGUACCUGCUGAGCUUCUUUUUCUCGGCGGCGGCCACGGCCUACGCGAGGCUGACCGUGUUCAACAUCCUGUCGGGCGUCGCCACCUUCCUCGUGGUCACCGUCACACGCAUCCCAGCGGUAAAGCUGGAAGAACUUUCCAGAACGCUGGACCGCGUGUUCCUGGUGCUGCCCAACCACUGCUUGGGGAUGGCAGUCAGCAGCUUCUACGAGAACUAUGAGACCAGGAGGUACUGCACCUCCUCCACGGUGGCGGCCCACUACUGCCAGAAGCACAACGUCCGGUACCAGGAGAACUUCUAUGCGUGGAGCGCCCCGGGCAUCGGCAGGUUCGUGGCCUCCCUGGCCGCCUCGGGGUUUGCCUACCUCACCCUGCUCUUCCUCCUCGAGACCGACCUGCUGUGGAGGCUGAAGUUCUGCCUGUGUGCCUUGCGGAGGAGGCGGGCGCUGACGGAAGCGUACACCCAGACGCCAGCGCUGCCCGAAGACCAGGACGUGGCGGACGAGAGGAACCGGGUCCUGGCCCCCGGCCUGGACUCACUGCCGGACACGCCCCUGGUCAUCAAGGAGCUUUCCAAGGUGUACGAGCAGCGGGCGCCCCUCCUCGCUGUGGAUAGGGUCUCCCUCAAGGUCCAGAAAGGGGAGUGCUUCGGCUUGCUGGGCUUCAACGGAGCCGGGAAGACCACGACUUUCAAAAUGCUGACCGGGGAGGAGACCGUCAGUUCCGGGGACGCCUUCGUUGGCGGCUACAGCAUCCGCUCGGACCUCAGGAAGGUGCGGCAGCAGAUUGGCUACUGUCCCCAGUUUGAUGCGCUGCUGGACCACCUGACGGGCCGGGAGACACUGGUCAUGUACGCCCGACUGCGGGGCAUCCCCGAGCGCCACAUCGAGUCCUGUGUGGAAAACACACUGCGGGGGCUGCUCCUGGAGCCGUAUGCCAACAAGCGGGUCGGGACGUACAGCGGCGGCAACAAGCGGAAGCUGAGUGCUGGCAUUGCCCUGCUGGGAGAGCCCACGGUCAUCUUCCUGGACGAGCCGUCCACUGGCAUGGACCCCGUGGCCCGGCGCCUGCUCUGGGACACCGUGGCGAGGGCCCGUGAGUCCGGCAAGGCCAUCAUCAUCACCUCCCACAGCAUGGAGGAGUGUGAGGCCCUGUGCACCCGGCUGGCCAUCAUGGUACAGGGCCAGUUCAAGUGCCUGGGCAGCCCCCAGCACCUCAAGAGCAAGUUUGGCAGCGGCUACUCCCUACGGGCCAAGAUCCGGAGCGAAGGGCAGCAGGAGGCCCUGGAGGAGUUCAAGGCAUUCGUGGAUCUGACCUUCCCAGGCAGCGUCCUGGAGGAUGAGCACCAAGGAAUGGUCCAUUACCACCUGCCUGGCGAUGACCUGAGCUGGGCGAGGGUGUUUGGUGUUCUGGAGAAGGCCAAGGAGAAGAACGGCGUGGACGACUACUCCGUGAGCCAGAUCUCGCUGGAGCAGGUCUUCCUGAGCUUCGCCCACCUGCAGCCGCCCGCGGAGGAGGCGGGGCCGUGAGGAGCAGGGCACCCAGGCGGCUCCCCUCCCUCCAAGUUCACCCAACCCUGCACUCUACUUCUGAUCACUGUUUUCUGUGAUGGACGUGAGAAUCGAGGCACAGUGUGGACCAGGCAUAUCAGGGCCCUCACGCCGGAGUCAGCAGUCGCCAAAGCCACAACUCAAGAUCCCAGCCAGGGGCCGGGCCGGCCGGCUGUGCGGGCAAGCCGUGGGGGUCUUUGCACAGAGAGCCAUCCAGGAAGGGGCCUCACGGACUCCGGGGUUGAAUUUCCCUAAGCACUUAUAAGGGGUCCCCAGCGACACCCCACAUUCGCACCUGGGGCGGAACCUCCCGGACUGGUGUGGGAAGCCAACAGGACCGGUGUCAGCAGACUCCCCUGGCUGCCCAGGAUGGACAGAAAGGCACCUGUCGUCGUCCUCGGGGGAGACACGGCUGGACUGGGUGCUGAGGUCUGUGCUUCCACUGCGGCCACGUAGUCCUGGGAGUCCCUCUCCCGAGAGGUGGACAUUGCGCUACCACAUAGAGCCAGCCCUGCACCCGGCAUAAGCCCCCUGCUCCCAGCCCCAGAGGCAGCCAGCAUGGGGAGGCGUGGAGCCACCAGCCUGGACGCCAGUCAGGGACCAGCGAGGGGCCGAACAGCCUUCCCUGGAUGGUGCACCCAACGUGUGGCAACUGUCUGGAAAAUAAAGGCUGGGAGGGAACAUGA
Messenger RNA from Sus scrofa (pig), 6871 nucleotides. It is a transcript of the gene ABCA3, whose product is annotated as ATP binding cassette subfamily A member 3. Gene Ontology annotation, molecular function: lipid carrier activity; ATP hydrolysis activity; ATP binding. Gene Ontology annotation, cellular component: intracellular membrane-bounded organelle; membrane. Gene Ontology annotation, biological process: transmembrane transport; lipid transport. Lineage: Eukaryota; Metazoa; Chordata; Mammalia; Artiodactyla; Suidae. The record is from RefSeq and is a predicted model, not a curated record.